Messenger RNA from Ziziphus jujuba (common jujube), 1001 nucleotides. Its product is annotated as CASP-like protein 2A1. The record is from RefSeq and is a predicted model, not a curated record. The transcript is spliced from 3 exons. NCBI's taxonomy places the organism in Eukaryota, Viridiplantae, Streptophyta, Magnoliopsida, Rosales, Rhamnaceae. Bases 140 to 784 code for a protein of 214 amino acids.
AGCUUUUAUGACAUUGAAUGCUCCAUUACCUACUCCUUUAACCAUUAUUUAGUAGGAAGGAAGAAGCUCGAGGUCAAGCUCAGGCCCCUCCAAUAUUCCAUCAAUACCUCCCACCCAUCUUUUGCAAUCGGUAUCGAAAAUGAUGGUCGAAAAGAUAAGAUCAGAGAAAGGAAAUAGUGCAAGUUCAGCAGCAGCAAUAAGCAGCUCUCCCAUGGCUAUGUUGGGAGAUCAUCAAGAAGGUAGUAACACCACCAACCCUAUGCGCACCGCCGAGACCUUGCUUCGUCUCUUGCCUAUAGCCCCUUGUGUUGGAGCUCUUGUGCUUACGCUUCACAACUCUCAGACCAAUGAGUUUGGCUCCAUUUCUUACUCUCACCUUGGAAGUUUCAGGUACUUGGUCCAUGCCAAUGCAAUUUGCGCGGGCUAUUCCCUUCUUUCUGCUAUAAUUUCAGCCAUGCCUCGUCCAUUUUCCAUGUCUCAAGCCUGGACUUUCUUUUUCCUCGAUCAGUUGCUGACUUACUUAGUGUUGGGUGCGGGGGCGGUGUCGACGGAGGUGCUGUACCUGGCAUACAAGGGGGAUGUGGCCAUUACAUGGACUGCAGCUUGCGAAACGUUUGGUAGAUUCUGUCACAAGGGCACUGCAUCUGUGGCAAUUACUUUCUUGGUGGUAGCUUGCUAUGCAAUGCUUUCCCUCAUUUCUUCCUACAAACUUUUCAGCAAAUAUGAGGCUCCUCUGUCUAAACAACCCACCAAAGGAAUCGAAGUUGCCACCUUCCAUGGCUGACCUGCUUCUUCCUAUAAUUGUGACCUUAAUUUCUGAAUUAUAAUAUAUGCAUGAUGAUGAUAAUCAAUAACGAAAGCUCAAGACCAGUGUUAAUUUUCGGUUUGUGUACCCUAUAAUGUUAUUUUGCUUCUUUCUACUUUCGAUAUUCAAUGUAUAAAAUAUAUGGAACGCACUGAUAUAUAUAUAUAUAUGUAUUGUAAUUAUAAAGUACUCAAAA